Messenger RNA from Lolium rigidum, 1466 nucleotides. Its product is annotated as cysteine-rich receptor-like protein kinase 6. Gene Ontology annotation, molecular function: ATP binding; protein kinase activity. The transcript has 7 exons. The record is from RefSeq and is a predicted model, not a curated record. Bases 1 to 1227 code for a protein of 408 amino acids. Lineage: Eukaryota; Viridiplantae; Streptophyta; Magnoliopsida; Poales; Poaceae. Gene Ontology annotation, biological process: protein phosphorylation.
AUGGAGAUGGGUUUGGGCAGUGGAAGCAAAAGCAAUGCAGCUGCUAGAAUUUUAGCCAUUACACUGCCGAUAGUCGGUGCAAUACUCGCUUCUGUUGUCAUUUUCCUUUGUCUGUGGACGAAAAAGAGCAAACCGGUACGAAAGGCAUCAGUAUCAUAUCCAACCAAUCCCGAGGACAUAGAGAGUAUUGAAUCACUCUUUCUAGAUCUAUCAACUCUGAGAGCCGCAACAGAUAACUUUGAUGAACGCAAUAAACUUGGUGAAGGAGGGUUUGGAAUUGUUUAUAAGGGAAUACUUCCUGGCGAUGAAGAAAUAGCAGUUAAAAGGCUAUCACAAAGUUCUCGGCAAGGGAUAGAGGAGCUGAAAAAUGAGCUUGUUUUGGUUGCUAAGCUUCAACACAAGAAUUUAGUGAGACUUGUAGGUGUUUGCUUGGAAGAACAUGAAAAAUUACUUGUGUAUGAGUACAUGGCCAACAAAAGCCUUGACACCAUUCUUUUUGAUCCUGAUAGGAGUUGUCAGCUGGACUGGGGAACGAGAUUUAGGAUAGUUAACGGGAUUGCUCGAGGAUUACAAUAUCUCCAUGAAGAUUCUCAGCUGAAGAUAAUUCACCGGGACCUCAAAGCGAGCAAUGUUCUGUUAGAUUCAGAGUUUAUUCCUAAGAUUUCAGAUUUUGGCUUAGCAAGGCUCUUUGCCAGUGAUCAAUCACAAGAUGUCACCAACCGUGUGGUCGGAACCUACGGAUACAUCUCCCCUGAGUACGCUAUGCGUGGGGCUUAUUCUAUCAAAUCCGAUGUGUUCAGCUUCGGCGUUUUGAUUUUAGAAAUCGUUACAGGAAGAAGAAACAAUGUCUCAUAUGACUCCGAGCAGUCUAUAGAUCUCUUAAGUUUGGUAUGGGAGCACUGGACAAUGGGAACAAUUUUGGAGAUCAUGGAUUUAUCCAUGAUCUGCCAUUCUCCUGGAGACCAGAUGCUGAAGUGCAUGCACAUUGGACUUCUAUGUGUUCAAGAAAACCCCGCAGAUAGACUGUUGAUGUCGCUUGUGACUGUCAUGCUUUGCAGCAGCACUGUGUCUCUCCAAGCUCCAUCCAGGCCAGCUUUCUGCACCGUAAAAAGUGGCGCUAAUGACUCAGACACUCACACGGAGCAAUACCGAGGAAACUCACAGUCUACAAGCCGGUCACCUAUGUCACCGAACGAAGUUUCGAUCACUGAACUUGAGCCGAGAUAAAUCCGAGUUCAUUUUCCAUCCCUGCCAAAAAAUAUAUAGCGAUUUUUUUAUGUAGGGAUAGGCCUUACUUCAUAAUUCAUAUGUAUUAUUUGCUCACCACCGUGGUGGAAGAUAGUUUUACUCGGCAAUGAAAGAAUACACCAGUGUAACUAUAUAUUGGGGUUGUGUACUAUUCGGGUGACUUAACAUUAUUCAUGCAUAAGCCACAUUCUUUAUCCACGCAUUUAUCUUAUGAUCAA